Molecule: messenger RNA, 315 nt
Organism: Thelazia callipaeda (thelaziosis nematode)
Lineage: Eukaryota; Metazoa; Nematoda; Chromadorea; Rhabditida; Thelaziidae
Source: the annotation of a GenBank genome assembly
AUGAGAAAACUGAGGAGAUUAAAAACUAAACUUGCUCGUGAACCAGAAGAUCGUGCGAGUAGUGCAGAUGAUGAAUGCUGCGUAUGUGUGCAGCGACGGGCAUCUGUUAGAGCAUUCCCUUGCAGUCAUAAAGUAUUUUGUCGAAAAUGUGCAGUACAAUUAAUUGAGCAUGCAAUAAAUGAAAACAAACUUCGAAUAAGAUGCAUAAUCUGUCGACGAGACAUCGCAAGGCUGCAGUAUAGUCGUCCGUCUCGAUUCAUACAGGUUCAGAAAGAGCAAGAUAUCAGUGUAGAUAGUAACAAUACUACCACUUAA